AUGUCAUUCUUUGGAUUUGAUCCUAGUGUGCCUCCACAUGCUCAGUCAAGGGACAAAGUGACAGAAAGUUACGAUUUCCAAGAUACAUAUGAUGGAUUAGGAGAUGAGUUAGAUGAAGGCGACGACGCUUUCAAUGACGAAACAUUUGGUACAUCUGAAGAAGUAAGAAAGGAUUUCAAUUUUGCAGGAGCAGGGAUCAAUAAUGUCUCUGCUGCUCCACAACCUCAAAGACCAGGAAUUAGUUAUGCUGAUGCUAUUUCCCAUUCCAAUGAUGAUGAGUUUAUGCAAGAUUUAUGGGGCACAUCUAACGCCCCACAGGGUCAACAGCAACCUCAGCAGCCAGCUGAAGGACAAUUACGUGGAGCUCCAGAAAAGAAGAUCUUAUCGUUAGAAGAAAUUGAGGCUCAAUUGACUUCUAUUGAUCAAUCCCAGCAACUUCCACCCCAACCCCAAUUUGUUGUACCAGGAAUGAUGCCUCCAAAUCAAUUUGGUGGUUACAUGUUACCUCCAGCAGGAUUCAUGCCACCUCCUGGUCAAUAUGGGCAAUUUCAAGGUGCUCCAUUAGGUUCUCAGCAGUUACCACCACAACCAAUGCAACCUUCUGGUCAGCAACUUCCACCUCAUCCUCAAUCACAACCACACCAACCUCAACCUCAACAAGCUGUUCCAAAGCAAGUAUUACAACAGGCUCAACCUCAGCAGGUUCCUCCUCAACAAACUGAACAACGCAGGGUUUCGAAGGUCGAUCUUUCCCAUUUCCCAGUGUUGGGCUCAAAAGGAAGUGAAGCUUAUCAAACACAAGGACAACAGCAACAGCAACAACAGCAACAACAGCAACAACAACAACAGCAACAACAGCAACAACAGCAACAACAACAACAGCAACAACAAUAUGUUCCUCAACGUCAACAACAACAGCAGUUCUCUCAAGGCUCGCCAAUUCAACAACAGUCUCAACAAGCUCCUCAACCUGACUUGACCCCAGAACAGCAAGCCAAAUUAGCUAAAAGACAUGACAAGGUUGCUCGUAUUAUGAAGUAUUCUGGUAUUAUGAACCCUAAGGAUAAGGACUUUGUAACUCGUUUCCAAUUAUCUCAAAUUGUUACUGAAGAUCCUUACAAUGAAGAUUUUUACGCUCAGGUUUUUAAAGUUGUUCACCCAAAGGUUAAUAGCAAUCCUAUGCAACAAAACGCUCAGCAACAUAAUUCCAUUGCUCAAGCUUAUUUGGAGCAAAGUGGGCAUAGAUUGGGUGGUCGUUAUAAGAGAGCUGAUGUAGCAUUACAAAGAAUGCAACAGCAAGUUCAAAAAGCUGUCACUGUCGCCAAGGAAAGACCUAAGUUAACCCAAUAUGCAAGAGAAGGUGCUUUAGGUAAGAUCUCUUUUGGUAAUGGUAAGAAGCCAAGGCAACAGUUAGAAAUUUUCAGCAAGGCUGCCCAAAGAGAAAUUGAAAAGAAGGAGGCAGAAGGUAAGAAAGAAGGGAAUGGAUUUGCUGAAGGUGACUCCAAUGCAAAUGCGGAUAAAAUUAGCCCAGCUGCCAAGAAAACAAGAUCGCCAUCUAUUUCAGCACCAUCCAAGCCAAUCAAGAAAUAUUCUAAGAAGGAUAUUAUGAGUAUUUUAGAAAAUAUUAUUUCGAAACUUAUGAAUGUUGAAAGUGAAUCAAGAUUAACAAGUGACGUUGACACAACUGACUUAUGGGAAUCAUUACAUAUAUUGGAUCAACCCUCUUCAUCUGGUGAUGAUGAAUUAGAAGUUAAUCCUUUUAUACAAUGUUUAAAUCACAAUAAAACUUUGAAAAUCUUGCCAAGAUUAUUCAAAUUUUUAUCUAGAGAGCAGAUCUUAACCAUAGUUACAUUAUUAAUGUCAAAUUUGGAAAAUUUAUCAGUUAUCAAGCUUGGUUCCUAUACAACGUACCCUGAUAAGAAAGUGUCAGAUUCUAUUUUGAAAUUAGUGGAAGCGUAUUCAUUAACGUUCUCUAAGGUUUUGAUGAAUGCUGCUCAGGAUUUUAAAUUCAAUGAAAUUAUUGGUUUGUUAGUCAUCUUGAUUGAGCAUAACAAUGUUUCUUUUGUAUCGACUACUAAGAUUGGUUUAUCAAUUUUAACAACCUUAUUGUCUCGUGCGGAAUUAAUAAGAGGUGAAGGUGUCAUCUCAGCAACUGAUUUGUCGGAAUGGUCUUCUUGCUACGAUGAGUUAUUCACUUCAUUAGAAUCUCGUAUAGCUGCAAUUUUCCCACCGCAUCCUGAAGAUGUCGAUGAUGGUUCCUCAAGAGAAAAUUAUGUCUGGCAAUUCUUGGCUACCUUGUCCUUGGGUGGAAAGUUGAGUCACCAAAGAAUCAUUGUUGAUGAAGUUAGAGACGAGAUUUUCGGUGUCAUGAAUAGAGCUAAAGCCAUCGAUAAUUCAGAUUUGGCAAACUUAUACAAAAAGCAAAACUUAUUGAACAAUUUAAAUAUGUAUUUGGUUGUUAUGGGGUUAGUUGCAGAUGAAAAUGAAAUCAAAGAAUUGCAAAGCUGA
This is a messenger RNA of Debaryomyces fabryi, 2508 nucleotides long. RefSeq lists its product as uncharacterized. The transcript has a single exon. The coding region runs from base 1 to 2508 and encodes 835 amino acids. The record is from RefSeq and is a predicted model, not a curated record. Gene Ontology annotation, molecular function: RNA binding. Gene Ontology annotation, biological process: P-body assembly; deadenylation-dependent decapping of nuclear-transcribed mRNA. Lineage: Eukaryota; Fungi; Ascomycota; Pichiomycetes; Serinales; Debaryomycetaceae. Gene Ontology annotation, cellular component: P-body.